GAGAGAAUUAGUAGUAAGGAACCUCAACAGAACACUGGAGAGCCGAGAGAGUGAGAUAGACCUGCUCGAGAAAGAUUUGUUUGAGUGCCGCGAGAUAAUAUAUAACCAAAUGGAGACAGCGAAAUCUCAGGAUACCAAAGAGAAGAACAUGUCAGCAGAAUUAACAACACUGAAGGGCGAGUGUGACCGACUUAAGGACUGUUGUGCUAACCUCAGGGCGAAAGAACAAGAAACAAGAGCAAUAUUGAAGAGUACUCAGGAAGAGCUUACUGGUACCCAGGAUUAUGCCUCUAAAGUAAUGAAGAAGCAGGGUACUGAGAUAGCCGACUGCUCUUCCGCCAUAGAUGAGCUUCUUGAGAACAUGAUGGGGGUAUUAGCAAACCUGAGCAGGAGGGCUGGAAUAGAGAACAAGGAUGUUGAGAACAGUAAAGUGGUUAUUGAUGGUUUUACUUUGAACAAAGAGCCGUUGAAAGACAAUACGAAUAUUUCAAUCUCCUUGGUUUCUCAGAUUCUAAAUGCAGCAAACAGUCUUGGAGAAAAUAUUGAAGAUGCCACUAGGAGCAAUGAAGAUCAAGAACAACAGACUGGUUGUGAAAAUAAUGAAAAAACUAAUAAACCUCCUCCGAAUCCUGUAGAUGCUCUUUCAUGUGAACAGGGAGUGGUAGACAGUCCAGGUGCUCUGAGUAGAAAGAAGCUUGGCUUUUCAGGAAAUAGUGCUUUUGCUCCAGUUAAGAAAUCUGUUACAUUAAAAACUGCACAGUCAGUAGAAAACGAUGUGACCAGUUGUCAUUCUAGAAGAAGUGCUGGAAACUCUUUGUCAUCAACUGAACCAGUACAUAAGAGUGUCUGUCAUGCGGUAUCCAAUAAGGUCGAGUCAAAAUUUGAAAGUGUGUGCCAUCCUAGUGAAGAGGGAGAGUUGUCCAAUCAGAUGAGCCGUGUAGCGAUGCUAUUCACAGAAAUUGUCAGAGUGGCUCAUUUGAUAGAAAAAGCAUUAAAGUCUUCACUGAAUGAUGUCACUUUUGAAAACGAGGAUUUAAGUAGUCGUGUGAGUCAGUGCGAGUACUCGGAGCGACGUCUUCAAGCCGAGCUUCAGGUGACUCAGACAGAGCUAGAGAAGAGUAACAAAAUGGUUGACCAGCUUAAUGGUAAACUACGGGAGUUGAGUGACAAGUUUGAGUCGAUGCUCGACCAGGAAGGUGAAAUGAAGCUUGUUCAGGAAGAGAUCGGCAGACUAAGAGGGAAAAAUCAAGGUUUGAAAGCGGAGAACGAGCUUUUGAACGAACAAAUUACAGAACUGCUGGAGAAACUGGAGACUGCCGCUACUCCAGGUAGUGAUGGGAGAUCAGCUGUAGAUGUAGAAUCACAAAGACAAGUUAUAGCACUAAAAAAGAAGGUGGAGAAAUAUCGAGCAUUGCUGAAUGAAAAAGAUACUAUGGUGGAGCAGAUGAGCGCUAAAGCUGUAAAACGAAUACAAAAACUAGAAAGUAACUGGAAAAAAGCUGAUGCUGAAGUUUGUAAAUUUGAUGAGUUGGUGGACACAGUACGCUCUGUUUUAGUUGAUAACAAAACUGUACAAGGGGAUGAACAAUUACUUAAGUUGAUUGACCUGAUAGAUGGGAAUGAGCAAGUGGCAGCAUUUGAUACUGAGAGAAGACAGACCAGUCUUAAACCGGUUAAAACUGCAUGAUUGUGAACGUAAACCGGUUAAAAUGCAUGAUUGUGAAAUAUAUUUUUUUCACAUUUUGUGAUGUGCAUGUGUGUGUCCAAAUUAUGUUUAAUAUGUGUUUAGUGCUAUAUUCGAUGUGUUUGGUUCUGAAAUGAAAUAUAAAGAGAAUCUUAAACAUUGAACCAAAAGGCAUGAUGCAAAAUAGAGACAACUGAAAAACAUUGUAGAUAAAAAUGAAAUAUUUAUGUUGACUGAUAUAUAUGUUAUAUGAUUGACUAAAUGUGUUCAUAUUGUAACUUAGAUUGUUAAUUGCCAUGGCAACAUGAUACAAUUUUUUAAUUUGUUUUAUUGUAAUUUAGAGUUACUGUAUACUGCUAGUUUGUAGUUGUCUAGGUGACUGAUCUUAGCAUUUUAAGGAUUUUGCAACGAUAUAUCUUGUGACAAAAUUGGUCAAUCUAUUUCACCAGUAUGAAGUCAUGUUAUCCUACAUAUCUGUCCUGUCUUACCAGACUCUAUACUGGUGGAUGUUUGAUUUUAGCUCGUUGAUCUGAAGCCCCUUACAAAUAACAGGGAACAGUGCAAGAGUCAAAGCUGAACAAGUGAAAUAUAAAACAGUUAACACUUCAAUUAAAAAGUUAUAGUAAGUCAACAGUAUAGAGCCUACUUAUACUGCAUGAAUGUACAGGCUGACCUGGCACUAUACUGGUGGCAAAGACUAAUCACUUUCAGUUCCAGCAGGGUUAGGUAAGGGGGGUUAAAACCUGAUGACAAGCUCUUGAUGACAAGUUUUUGAUGACUGUUCAUGGUUGUUAUUUUAUGUAUUCGUUAUAGAAAUAUGUGACUAGAACAGAAAAUAUUUCAUUUUAGACUUAUUCAAAGGUGCAUUAUUUUAUUAACAUUACAAUAACUGUAAAUGUAAAUAUAGUCGUACAAAGAUAUGCAUAUAGGUUAAACAAUGCUGUUUACAUUAACGUUUUGGUUAUAUAAGUGUUAUAACAAAGAUAAUGAGAGGAAAUAUGUAUAUUUUUGUUUGUUUCUUUCUUUCAUUUUACGCCUAUUCCCAACAGUGUUUCAGUCAUAUAGGCGGGUAGUUUCCUAACCAUCGUUCGAUCGGAGAGUUACACCAGUACUAGACUACCUUCCUCCGCGCUAAACUACCAAAGCAUCUCCCGGGGAUUGAACCCACGCCAGAGAGGUAACUGGAUUAGAAAGAUUUGUUUAAAGCAAAUUGGAAUCUCCAAAAGUAUUGAAGUGUAUGGAUUGAAACUUCACACACUUUUUUGAGAGCAUAAUUGGGAAGUCACUCUCUAAAGCUCAUAACUCUUACAUGGAUUUUGACAGAAUUAUGGCCUAUUUUGAACUUAGAUUUUUUUUACAUUAUUCUUGUUUUACUAUCAAGCACUAAGAAUAUAGUCUAGAAUGUUCUUCUGUGACUCCACUUGACUGAAAAUAUAAUAGCUUAUAAUACAAAGUUUUUUGUAGAGAUGUUUAUGCCUUAUAUCUACAAGUUAGGUAUAUAUAUGUAUAAAAAAUAAAAUAAUGUCAGUUAUAUUUUAGUACAAUUUUCCUUGUUCCGUCACUUUUUUAUCAUAUAUAAUGCAUGUUACCUUUAUGUAAUAUUAACGUUUUGUAUUUCUGUAUGUGACUUGUUGUAAUAUAGAAUUUACAUAAUGCAGACAAAUCUGAUAGAAAAUGUGUUAAAGAUAAUAAUUAAUAUUUAUUAUUAAUAUGGAGAAAGAGAUGACUUAGUGGUAAAGAUGUCAUCCUCUCAACUCAGGGAUAGUAGGUUCGAGCCCUUCUUGGGUCAUGACUGGAGUUUCCUCAAAUCACACAAGUCCUGGUUAGAAUCAAGAAGUGGAUACAAGAGUGACUUAAAUAAGUUUCAAGCUUCAUAACAAUUGAGCUGAAAUAAACACAUUCUUCAAGCUAUCAUUAAGUAUUUUUUUCAUGUGGAUUGGUCUGUUUUUACCGUAAGACCAUUAAUGCUUUAAUAUUAAGUAUCAAAAUCAAAGCGAACAAUUAAAUGUUUUGCAAUGAUAAAUUCUUGGUUAGUGGUGAUUUUCUAUGGGUUGGUUGCAGUGUGGGAUAUAAGGAAUAUUUUAUUUGUAGACCGUGUUGGUCUAAACAUUAUUUGGGAAUAGCGGAAAGAAAUAAUAUGGAAGCUAUCAUCAUUUCAAUUUGCUUAGUUUUAAUCAUUCACAUUUUUGUAUUGAAUUGAAAGUUAGUAGAUAAGUAGAUAUUUCAAUACGAAUUUUCUGAUCUAUUAUCUUGUAUAUUAAUAUAAACAUGUACAAUUAUCUAAUUACUUUAGUUUCUAUUGUUGUUUUUUUCUCAAUAUUGAAACUUUUUUGUUACAAGUUACAAUGUAACAUGAAAUGAGCCACGUCAUGACAAAACCAACAUAAUGGGUUUGCAUCCGUGCAGUCUGAUCAGGAUCCAUGCUUUUCGCUAUCAGUUUCUCUACUUGUUAUAGGGCUUGUAAGCGAACAGCAUGGAUCCUGAUCAGACUGCGCGGAUGUGCAGGCUGGUCUGGAUCCAUGCUGGUCGCAAAACCCAUUAUGUUGGUUUUGUCAUGACACGGCUCAAAUGAUGUUUGUAAUGUAAAAAUUGCAAAUAAGAACUUAAAAAGUAUAUUAUGGCUAAUGAAAUAUAGCAGAGGGGUGGUCAAGUUGUUCAAAUGGACUAUCUAACCAAUGCGUAAUGACCUUGUUUUCAGACCUCACACCAUUUCUAGUUAGCUCUAGACUAUUAUUAUAAGUUUAAAGAAUUUAUGUCACAAUCAAGCUUAGAUAAAUAUUGUUAUGUUACAACUAGAAGACCACAAACAAGCUUUAUGUAACAUUGGCAUACAAUAUUUGAGAAAAAAUAGCAAACUCAAAAUGGUGGCAGAUUUUUUCAUAUUUACAUUAUUUAGGUUUUAUUUCACAGCAGUAUACUCGCAUGUUUAACAGAAACUGUUUCUCUAGUAAUUAUUUGUAUGAUGUUGGAUAUUUACCAGUGUCAACAAUAAAUUAAUCUCCAUAAAAAAUAACUGUGUUGUUUUAUAUAUAAAUCUCACACUUAUUAACUU
This is a messenger RNA of Ruditapes philippinarum (Manila clam), 4736 nucleotides long. RefSeq names its product myosin-16-like. Lineage: Eukaryota; Metazoa; Mollusca; Bivalvia; Venerida; Veneridae. The record is from RefSeq and is a predicted model, not a curated record.